This is a messenger RNA of Helianthus annuus (common sunflower), 465 nucleotides long. RefSeq names its product formin-like protein 14. Lineage: Eukaryota; Viridiplantae; Streptophyta; Magnoliopsida; Asterales; Asteraceae. The transcript has a single exon. Bases 1 to 465 code for a protein of 154 amino acids. The record is from RefSeq and is a predicted model, not a curated record.
AUGGCCGCCUCCACCCGUAACCCGUCACCACCUCGACAGUCACCGCCGCCGCUGCCACCACCCGCCGCCGUUGACACCCACUGCUGCCACCAACCACCGCCACCAACCACCGCCGUCAAUGCCACUUGCCUCCACCACCCACCACCAACCACCAUCGCCGCAACCCGUCACCGCCUCUGCCGCCACCCCAACAGCCACUACAGCCGUCGUUGCCACCCACCACCGCCACCAACUACCACCGACACCAACGCCACUUGCCACCACCACCCACCACCACCGUGGACACCACAACCACUGCCACCCCCAACCACCAUCGCCAUCGCCACCAACCACCACCGACGACCGCUGCCACCGCCACCCCCGUUGGGCCCCCGGUCGCCGCCGCCUCCACCACCACUCGUCUCCGCCACCACCACCCAUCGCCGCCUCCGCCACGGCGCCACCACCUACCACCGCCACCUAUAA